Messenger RNA from Topomyia yanbarensis, 5530 nucleotides. RefSeq names its product protein FAM13A. The record is from RefSeq and is a predicted model, not a curated record. Lineage: Eukaryota; Metazoa; Arthropoda; Insecta; Diptera; Culicidae. The coding region runs from base 1898 to 4162 and encodes 754 amino acids. The transcript is spliced from 4 exons.
CAGAAGCCUCCAAGGAAAGCAGUGAGCGUGUUGGAAAAUUUCGCCUCACUCUGAUCGCGCGACGUUCGUGAUGAUGGAGUUGUAAUUCAUCUUUGGAUAUAUUUUUUUCCCUGGUUCAGACAAAAGGGUAGAGAAAAAAUUAUAUUACAUUAUCGCCAUCAAAUAUUUACCGUGUGAUUUGUGUGCAGUCGUGUCUUUCGAUUAGUGCUGACGCAGACCAAACAGCUGAAGAGUGUCAACAAAUAUCGGAAUGAGGAACAUCAGUUUUCAUCAAAACCAACCUUCCUGAGCCAGGAAAGGAAGCUAAACAUACUAUUUUCGCCGUCGUGAAGACGCCGGCAGUAUUCAUAAACGAUUAGGCAUUAGCAUUAAUAUAGGGAAAAGUGUAUCGUUACAGCAUCGCGCCCCAUCAUGUUAAAGUGAGAAAAAUUGUGAAAAUCAAGAUUAUAGUCGCUGAACGGUGCCAACACAUCGUAUUCGACCGCUCGGAAAAGCUCUCGCAAGUGAGAGUGAGAUCCGUUGAAAUUCUGUGAGAGAAAGAAAAAGUGAACCCUGUCGAUAUUCCUGUGACCACUGAACGGUAGCGCACCACCCACCACCCUCGAAGUGACGACGCGUUGGAAUUAGUGUCCCGUUCGGUUUCGUUAACCGACGACAAACGAAUACCAGCCCGGGUCGUUCUCGGUUGUACGCGAAUGCUUACUGCGUAAUAAGUGUUUUGGCUGUGCAAGUUUAGCUUAUGAGCUAAAGUUGAUCCCGAAUAUCUAAGCUAGGAUAUAGACUCGUGUUUUAUAUUCUCAAAAGUAGCGGCAGAGAAGGAAGCGCGAGCAACCGUACAAGUCUUAGUUAUUAGUCAACCGACUAGUUUAACGGUGGUGAGCGAUUAGACGACAGUCGUCGGUUGUGUAGAUAUUCGUAAGACCAACAUAGUGGCCAGUAUCCAGUAGAACCUGCACAAGCGGCGCCCCCAGAGGAAAACUUUAAAUCUGGGGCAUUCCAGGCGGUUCUCAUGCUGAACUACCGCCUUGUGUCCACACACUUCCUUAAACAGCCGUAGAUUAUUCAAGGACCGGUCGUAAAAAUGUGCAGAGAUAGAGAUAUGCCACUUCGAUGAAUUAAUUGCAAAUUGUUCUGCCAGUGUUUCCUUCGCGCGUGUGUUCGUAUGCUAACGCGCGGAUGCGUGUGUAAUUGUUAUUCUUGUCAUCGCUGAAGAAAAGUAUCGUUAUUUUUUCCGCCACCGUUGUAUCAAUCUUCGCGAAGACGUGUUUAGUAGAAAGUGCUCGAGGUUAACAACGGACGAUUUUUCGCCGCUGAAAACUCAAUAGCCGGUUGGCCGAUCAACCCUUGAUCGCGACCUACCAAACGGAAAUCUGCUAAAUUUUCAUCAAUCCACACUCUCCAAAACCACUUACCAGCACCUGCGUGUUUGUGUGCGUGCACCCAUCUGGCCGGUUUCCUCGGCAGCCUGCCUUCGUUCGAUUGUCAUUGUUGUCGACUGUGAAGAGCAACCGAUAAAUAAUUGAAAAGCAAAAAAAAUAAUAGUAAAUAAAAUUACCAUAGCCGGCCGAUUAAUAAUUCAUACCGAAUCGGAGUGAAGGUGAACCGCGUGGCACGAAAAUUGUGUUAACUGCAUCGUGAUCACCCUCCAGUCACCGGCUCGAAAGCUUCAAAGUUUCUUGCUCAAGAGGAGUGAUUCGAUCGCGCAGCGGUUGAGAGCGUUCGGAACCGGGUGUUUUUUUUGCGGAACAAGCAAGGAAAUUAGCACACACACACAACCAGCAAUAACAACAGCAACAACUCGUGCGCCAACUUCUUGGUGUAGUUUGCGAAAAUUCCGCCCAAAAUUGAAGUAUUUGCUAAAAACGUUUGGGAAACAGUUACAGCUUGUGUGUGCGGCAUGCGUCGCCCAUCACCGGGACAGAAUGAAGACGACCUGAGUCGUCUCACAACGGUAAUCUCCCCAACGACAGCCAGCUUAUCUUCUACGCAAACGGAACAUGAAGGAGGAGACAGUAGCAGUAGUAGCAGUAACAGCAGCAAGAGUAACCAUAAAAACAACCAUCGCCAAGAACAGCACAGCAACACAGGAAGCAAUAACAACCCCCGCCACGGAGACGGAAACGGCAACAAUGGAACAUUGGGCGCAUCGACAUCCCAGUACCUGCCCAAUUUGAUUAAUUCAUCCGAGUGGCAAAAUUGCCGAAAACGCAAAGAACGACAGGAUAGCACCUCCUCGAUCAGUCAGGAUCGGAAGCUGGUUCGAUCAAACAGUGAGGAGCAUCUCCCCAACUGUCAGGAGGUCAUCCGUCGUGUCUCCUCGCACGAGGAAUUUAAAAGACCUUCGCCGCUAAUUGAAAUAUGCCUCGACAAGGAAAACAUUAUCGAGGAAACUGCUGAAGAGGAACACCACCUGUUGGAGGACCAACAAAUUUUCGAAAAGAAUCUGAAGAACAGUUCGGAGAAUUUGAAAAAGUUCUUCAUUGGCAGCGAAAGCCUUUGCGCAGCCAGCAGAGAUUCUUACGAUAGCCAGAAUAUUAAGGCUGGCGAACAACAUCACUAUCAGCAUUCUCACAACAAUCAUUUGAGUCAUCACAAUCAUUCCUCAAGACACCGGCUCUCGCCAUGUCGUGACGUGCUAAAAAAUCGCAAGGACUCCGACAGCGAGUUGGAUGGCGAACAUGAGCGCAGGCGCCAUUGCGAAAGAUUUUCCAAAACUCGUCCACCCCCGGGACGAAAGUCGGUUUCUCCUCGGAACCGCACCAAGCAAAUUAAACAUGCAUCUGGUAAGGACAAGAGCGGCAAUGAACAUUUCUAUUCCAAGCAUGACUCACAUCAUUCAAUCAAACAUGAACGCCGCAGCUACAGCAAACGGGACAAAUCAUCGGAACCGCAGAAACCCUCCGAGCCGGAAAUAUGCUCUGACUACAAUGACAACAAUGUGCUCGAAAAAGGAAGUGCUGAAUUACCUCGCGAGAAGCAACUACCGUGGGAACAAUCGUUUCAGGAUGACAUGCCGGUCGUAUGCCAACGUUUCGCGGAACAUAACUUUGAGCAUGCCAAUGCAAUGGGAACAUUCGGUGAAGUUCGUAGUCUACCCCCGAAUGCCACCAUGAAACACUAUGGUAACCACCGUAACACGGAGCUACAUCCGACAAACCAGAAACCGAUCCCGCAGGCCAAUAACAUGUUCGACGAGCGUAUCAAAACUAUCAACCGUAAGUUGAGCACGCAGAAGAAGAAACUAACGCAGUAUGAAGACCGCUUCGAGCGGGAGAACGGCUACCGUCCGGCCCAUGGAGACAAAACCAGCGACAGCUCCAUCAGGUCGGUAGUUGUAGAAAUACACAAGCUGCGCAAAGAGAAAAAUCAAAUCAAGGCAGAUUUGGCGGUGUUGAAUGCAAAGGCGGUCGCAAAAACAAGUUCGGAUGUAACCGAUUCGGUCGCGUCCGAGGAUGCAAACAAGCUGAACAAGAUGCAGGAGACGAUCGUUGAUAUUGAGAAGCGCCUUCAGGAGAAACGUGCCACAGAUCAUCGCAGCGAAAAUUUGGACAGCCUUUCUGGUGAUCAGUUAGUAGAGGAGAAGGCAUCUGUCCAACGAGCCUUGCUCUAUCUGGAAUCGAUCUACGGCCGUCCUGCCAGCCGAGAAGAACGUGACGCAGCCAGGCCCCUCUACGAUCGCUAUCGGCUCAUCAAACGGUUGGUUAAUCGAGCAAAUUCGAUCAGUGGCCCCUGCGGAGCCAACUCUCAGAUGCCAACGAUUCUGGAGCACGAAGCUCUGGCCAUUGUGGGAACAACGACACCCUCAACGGACAUUUCCCCACCAUCGGCUACCUCUAUGAUUCAAUCGCCCGCAGACACUUCGACUGCUUCGACCACGGCACUCUCGACGGAUGAGUCGGAAACUACAACUAGCUCGAUCACGGAGAAUAUUCACGCUAUGACUGUGGAUGAACUGUGGGAACAUUACGACGCUGCCCGGGAGGAAAAGAAGGAACUACGGCGAACUAUUAAGGAUUUCGAACAGCAGUUCGAAGAAACUACAGGCCGGAAAAUGUUGAAAUCGGACCGAAAGAUGAUCGAGGAUACUUAUGCCCUAUACAAGCAGAAGAAGGCGAAACUUCGACUCAUCGAUGCCCUGUUUAAAAAGCAAAUGGCGGUUUGAAGUGAUCUCUUAUUUCUUUUACCAGUCCUACUCACGUUGAUUCCAAAUAUCCUCCUCCAAAUAUGCAACCAAUUCUUCCCGUUCAUUCUACCAGGCAUGUAAGACGUUAUCAUGAACCUAUCCUCUGAAAGUUCCUUUCAUAAUCAUAAUUCUUCUGUUCAUUAUAUUUAUUUCAUUUGUGCACCACGUUUAAUCCUUUCGUAAACGUUUUAGUGACCAUAACAAACCUUACCUCGCGUUGUUUCGUUCGUGAAACGUGGUGAAAUAUUUGAUUUGUUUUGUGAGAAUUUGAAAUAAAAGCUGUCGACGAAAUGCUAAUAAUGACCUUAAUCAAACGACGCGUUUAAUAUCGUAUCAAAGCAAACAAUAUUUAAUGUUGGUUCAGAUAGCAGAACAGAAAUAAAGGCAUACACACUAUAUUAGGGCUUGUUUACCUGUUUUAUUUUUUUCUUCUGGUGUCUAUUUAUCUGUUAUUAAGUAUAUAAUUGUGUAUCUCUAUUAAUUUUUGAACUACAUACUAGUGUUAGGGGAAGGUCUCCUCAAGCUUAAGAAUUUUUGGAAAAAAUGCGGUCUUUUGCCGAAGAGAAUAAUAAACAGUAAAAUAUAUAUACAAUUUAACAAACAUACAGACACACAUACAGAUUUACUGCAAGCUGAGAACGAUAAGCGCAUCUUUGCAAAACAAAAAAAAAACUAUUCAGUUUGAUCUAGUGCAACAAUGUAAGCGAUAUUUACAUUUCAAAAUGUGACCUAAGCAAAAUACAUGUAAUGUAUGAAAAUUUUGAUUUAGCCUUUAUAUACAUUCGGGAAAAAAGUGCAAACUUAUAAUCGUUUAAAUUUUGGAGCACGAAGUGAAAAAAAAAUCAAGUGUACAUGUACUACUCACAAUUAAACAAUCUAUACACGAAACAGUUAUUUAAAAGGAUACAGAUUUUUUCCGGAAAGUAAAUACAUCAUGCAAAUUGACGAAAUCCGUAGAGUUCACCCCGUACUACUAUACCGAUAUUCAGUGAAAGUAAACAAAAAACCCAUACAAAAACGGCGUAACACAGAAAACAGUACAUAAAUAAACACGUAUUUGUAGCUCUUUAAGAUACUGAUUGGAACGAUUAUUAUUAUUGCUGAAGAUAAACCGAGGGAAAGCGAUAUGUUCUCAAAGAACGAUUUAUUACGCAUUAUGAUUACUAUAUUAUAACUAUUAUAAUUGCUAGUGUAUUUGGUGCAUGAAGUGCAAAUUGAUGAAGAACGUUGAAAAAUAAAGUGAUGUUGGCAGAAAAUCUGGAAUGUACGCAGAGGCAUCGAGUGAAUAUUGAUAUAAUAGAUUUAGUUCUUGGUGAAUAUAAAAAAGCAGAGUUAAGCUAUGUGCAA